UAUUGACACUGUGAAGUGAGGUACAUUCAAAAGAGGAAUGAGAUGGUCUUUCAAUGCGACUAUCUCAUCGUCCUGAUGGCUCUAUUUGCGGCCGAGACUCACACAAAGAGCCCCUCUUUUGGUCAUUAUGAACUUCCUAACUUUUUUACUUUCGGCGUAGCCACCGCCUCGUUGCAGAUCGAGGGAGGAUGGAAUUCAGAUGGAAAAGGCGUCAACAUCUGGGACACACUGACACACGAUCGCCCUUACUUGGUGGAAAAUCAGGAUAAUGGAGACGUAGCCUGCGACUCAUAUCAUAAGUACAAGGAAGAUGUACAGCUGCUCAAGGAUUUGGGGGCAGACUUCUACCGCUUCUCCAUAUCUUGGGCCCGUGUUCUCCCAGAGGGACACGAUAAUAUAGUGAACCAGGCCGGCAUUGACUACUAUAACAACCUCAUAAACGAGCUGUUAGCCAACGGGAUAGAACCAAUGGUAACAAUGUAUCACUGGGAUCUUCCUCAGGCGCUCCAAGACUUGGGAGGAUGGCCGAAUAUGCAAUUAGCAAAAUAUUUUGAGGCUUACGCUCGUAUAUUGUUCACUCACUUUGGAGACAGGGUUAAACUAUGGAUCACGUUCAACGAACCCCUGACUUUCGUGUCAGGAUAUGCAUCUGAGAAGGGAUUCGCUCCAGCAAUCAACACACCUGGUAUCGGUGACUACCUUGCGGCACAUACUGUGAUCCACGCUCACGCCAGAGUCUAUCAUUUGUAUGAUCAGGUGUUCAGAAGCAGACAACGAGGUAAGGUUGGUAUAGCACUUAAUAUCAACUGGUGCGAGCCACUGACGAACUCUACAGAGGAUAUUGCAGCUUGCGAGCGGUACCAACAGUUCAAUCUGGGAAUCUACGCUCAUCCUAUCUUCAGUACUGAGGGUGAUUACCCCGCUGUAGUGAAAGAGAGGAUAUCUAGAAACAGUGCCGCUCAGGGUUACACUACGUCAAGGCUGCCAACCUUCAGUCCAGAAGAAGUGGAGUACAUUCGGGGAACCUCAGACUUCUUCGGAUUGAACUUCUACACUGCCUACUACGGAAAAGAAGGAGAAGAAGGCAAUAUUCCUUCACUGGGCAGAGAUUCUGGACUCAUCACAAGACAAGAUUCUAAUUGGAUCUCAUCUGCUUCUACGUGGCUUAAGGUUGUCCCGUGGGGAUUUCGUAAGGAAUUCAAUUGGAUCAAGAACGAAUACAAUAACCCUCAAGUGUUCGUCACAGAAAACGGUUUCUCGGACCUCGGGGAGCUCAAUGACACAGGCAGAGUAUAUUUCUACACUACUUAUCUGACUGAGAUGCUGAAGGCAAUUCACGAGGACGGUUGCAAUGUAAUUGGAUACGCUGCCUGGAGCCUAAUGGAUAAUUUCGAGUGGAACAGAGGAUACGCCGAAAAGUUCGGCCUGUACCACGUUGAUUUCAACGAUCCGACUCGCCCACGCACUCCAAAAGAGUCGGCCAAAGUAAUCGCAGAAAUUAUAAAAACCAGAAAGAUUCCUGAGCGUUUCUGGCAGGAUUAGAUUUAAUCUUUCAUCCUUGACAUGUUUCGCUCGGAGCGACCAUCUUCAGGACUACUAUUACAGUGUGAUUGGUCACUAUCAAUACAUACUGACACUACUAUUACAAUGUCAGUAUAACACAGCGUGGCCUGAACAACUAAACAACGAAACAAAAGAGUCCUAUUAUUCAAACAACGGAACCACGACGCGGUAGACACUCAAUUUCCUUUAAGGAGAGGCAGUAUAAAGGACACGAAACAAAUUGGUUCUAGAUUUUAACAAAAAGUUUUUUAAACCACACUUGUAAAUAUACUAAUUAUAAUAAUUUAUAAAUGUUUUUAACAAAUUCAUGCACAUCGCAGUAACUGUUAAAGGAUAACAGUGCGACGUGCUGCCUAAAAUCCGGGUGAUAAGACGUUCAUUGCUGGGCAACGGCUGCGAUAAGAAUGUAUAUUUCAGUGGAAACGGAAUACCAGCAGACCGUUGCAUAGAAAUCGCCUAAACAACAAAUGCGUUACCCCGGAGAAUACUACCGGCGGAUAGAACAUAUGAAAAGGAACCCUUGGAAAAAGUAUUCCCUAGUCAGUCCGAGUGCACGUUAUAAGAGUCCAACGUCGGCCAGAGACGAGUUCAGUUGUAUCCGACUGAAGCAGAAGUGUUGUAACGCCCAAAGGACGUUACAGACGGAGAAUAACUGUGUGAGUGUAAGUGACUGUGCAAUAAAUAGAUAUUCGUUCAAAUCCGAGAACUCGCACAAUUUCUUGUCGCGUUGCCUAGCAAACACGUGACAAUAUUGUGUAUU
Cryptotermes secundus is the source of this 2323-nucleotide messenger RNA. Its product is annotated as myrosinase 1-like. Lineage: Eukaryota; Metazoa; Arthropoda; Insecta; Blattodea; Kalotermitidae. The coding region runs from base 43 to 1542 and encodes 499 amino acids. The record is from RefSeq and is a predicted model, not a curated record. Gene Ontology annotation, biological process: carbohydrate metabolic process. The transcript has 11 exons. Gene Ontology annotation, molecular function: beta-glucosidase activity.